GCCUUCGUUGCCAGGGCGGAGCGUGGCGUUGCUAGGGGGCGUGUCUCACGCAGUGCCCCUCUCGCGAGAUCUCGCAAUCCUCUCGCGGGAUCUGUCGUCCGUUGCUCGGAGACCGUGGUGCCGCCGCCAUGGCACCCAAAAAGAGAGGGGGGAAAGGGGCCAAAGGCCCGACGGUGGUGGAUGGACUGGCCCCGGAGGACAUGAGCAAGGAGCAGCUGCUGGAGCACAUGGUGCGUCUGCGGCAGGAGCUGGACCGCGAGCGGCAGGAGCGGAACUCCUUCCAGCUGGAGUGUAACCGCAUCCAGGGCUGCUGGGAGAUCACCCGCCGGGAGCUGGAGGAGAGGAAGGCGGAGCUGCGCACCCGGGACCGCGAGAUGGAGGAGGCGCAGGAGCGGCAUCAGCUGGAGAUCAAGGUGUACAAGCAGAAGGUGAAGCACCUUUUGCAUGAGCAGCAGGAGAACCUGACGGAGCUGAAGGCAGAGGGAGUCCUGUCCCUGAGGAGGGCCCAGAAGGAUCACUGGGAUCAGGAGCAGGAGCUGUGGAAGGAGAAGCGCUCCUUGAACACAAGGCUGAAUGAGCAGGAGUUGGCCAAUGAGGCAGCCAUCACAAACCUCUGCCUGAAACAUGAGGAGGAGAUGGCCCGGCUGCGCAGUGACUUCGAGCUGCAGACCAAAGAGAUGGAGGCCAAGUACACCAGGAAGAUGCAGGCACUGCGGGAUGAGCUGGACCUGCGGAGGAAGACAGAGAUCCAUGAGCUGGAGGAGAGGAAGAACACCCAGAUCAGCGAGCUGAUAGGGAACCACGAGGGGGCUUUUGGUGCCAUCAAGAACUACUACAACGAUAUCACCGCCAAAAACCUGACACUCAUCAACCUCCUGAAGGAGCAGGUGGAAGAACUGAAGAAGAAGGAGGCUGUCUUGGAAAAGGAGAAGGCAGAUGUGAUGCGUGAGAACAAGGGGCUGACAGAGCCGCUGCAGGAGGCCCAGGAGCUGGUGGCUGAGCUGCAGAAGAAGUUGGUUCACUAUUACAGGGACAAGGAGGCCCUGAUGACCUCCAAAGCCCAUCUGAAAAUCGCCCAGAAGGAACUGAAGGAUCUUCAGUGGGAACACGAGGUGCUGGAGCAGCGGUUCAGUCAGGUCCAGGAAGAGCGAGACGACCUCUAUCAGAACUUCACCAAAGCCAUUAACGAGGUGCAGCAAAAAACGGGGUUCAAGAACCUGCUCCUGGAGCGGAAGCUGCACGGACUCCUCACCCUCCUGGAGCAGAAGGAGGUGGAGCUCAGCGAGGUCCUUGCAGCCUCCAACCUCGACCCCAGCGCUCUCGCCUUGGUCUCGCACAAGCUGGAGGACAUGCUCAAUUCCAAGAAUGCCACCAUCCAGGACCUGCAGAUCCAGCUGGCCAGAGUCUGCAAGGCACACAACGACAUGCUGCAGACCUUCAAGGCAAAGCUGACAGCCUUUGGCAUCCCCCUGGACAACCUUGGUUUCCAGCCACUGUCCUUCCCCAUCCCGGGGCAGGAGCUGGGGCAGGGCCCUGCUGGACUCGUUUCAGUGCCCACCUGAUACUGGCAGCACUGAGGGUCCCACUGGCACACUGGUAAUGGGACUGUGCCCUUUUCCUGCUCAGUGUCUUUAAACAGAUGCCAGUGAGCAUCUUCAGGAACCUCUCCUCCCAAGGGGGACUACAGCUGGAGGGCUGCAGGCAUCUCACCCACCCCACCAGGCUGCCCCUGGAGCUACUUCUGUUCCCACAAAAGUGGAAGGUGAUUUCUUCAGACAAACGGUGCUGUUUGGAGUUUUUAA
Molecule: messenger RNA, 1802 nt
Organism: Serinus canaria (Common canary)
Lineage: Eukaryota; Metazoa; Chordata; Aves; Passeriformes; Fringillidae
Gene: GAS8
Product: growth arrest specific 8
Exons: 11
Coding region: 129-1562 (477 amino acids)
Biological process (GO): flagellated sperm motility
Cellular component (GO): Golgi apparatus; motile cilium; microtubule
Molecular function (GO): small GTPase binding; microtubule binding
Source: RefSeq, a predicted model, not a curated record